This is a messenger RNA of Symbiodinium sp. CCMP2592, 639 nucleotides long. NCBI's taxonomy places the organism in Eukaryota, Dinophyceae, Suessiales, Symbiodiniaceae. The record is from the annotation of a GenBank genome assembly.
AUGUCGCUUCUGUUUCAGUUGGUGACCUGGGGUGACCCGGCCCUGGUCCUUCAACGUUUCCAGAGGCGCGCAGACGCCCUCGACGUUGGCGAGUACUGGGCAGCAGAAACUGCCGCAAAGAAGGGGAAGACCUCCAUUGACUCCAUCGUGGCUCUGGUGCAAGCUGAGAGGGAACGAUGGGACGAGGAGAAGGAGGCCUUGGAAGCCAACAUGGAGGAACUCAAGGAUCGCAAGCUUCGUAGUGCAUGGAACCGUGAAGAGGCGGCGCGAAGCCCCGAUGCGGAAAAGCAGGCUGAGACAUGCUCUGCAGAGAAAGAUUUGCCAUCUUUCCGACGUCAACUCCGGCAAAUGCAGGCCCUGAAGCGCGAGCACCAGGAGCUGCGCAAGGUAAUCAAAGCGCGAAGUCGAUUUGGUGCUUGGGUUUGUGAACGACACAUGAAGGAAAGCGAAGAUGAGGAGACGGAUACGGAAAAGGAGGCGUUGCGACGCAAGAUCUCGGAUCUCUUUGUAAGACUCCGUGCGGUGUGGGUCACAGAGAGCGCGCUACAGAGAUUGCUCGCAGUGGCGAGUGUCCCGGUCCAAGGAUUCGCCGAGGGCAGUGACCCUGGCUUCAGUGCGAUGUCGGGAGCCGAGGGCUGA